AUGCCUUCACCCCGCGCACAACGCGCCCGCAGAGAGACUCGCAGCGAGGCUGUCGUCGAGCACUCUUCCCCGUCGCGCCCGUCGAAGCGUCGUAAAAAGGUACCCCAUCUCCAUCUCCAACCCCGCGCUGGCGCUGGCGCAUUUGCAACUGAAGCCGCAUCGUCAAUGUUUUCCUUGAACCCCUCCCCCUCCUUUUCUUGGACCUGCAUCCCACUAGCUCCAUCAUCAUCUCCCGAUGCGGCUGUCGAGCCUGCCGACGAGGGUGAUUCCUCGCAUGUCGCCGACCAAUCGACCACGCCCUUGACGGACGAGGAACUUAUAACAAAGGUGUCCCGUAGUCUGCACGCGCCCGCGCAGCCGAACCAGCUCGUCCAGGCCAGCAGGGAUCAUUCAAACCUGCUUCACGAGAACAAUAACGAGGGUGUUCAGGCCUAUGCAAAGCUUGCCGCCUCGGACUGGACUUAUUUCAUCAGGCAGCUCAAGGUCAAUAUUGGACGCUGUCCCGACCCUCCGGCCGCACCUUCUCCUGCGCCAGCGCCGGCCGACACUCAGGGGAGCUCGGCUCCGCCUGUCGCUGACGACAAUGCCGUUCACGUCGAUCUCGGACCUAGUAAGAUGAUUUCGAGGCUGCACGCCGUCAUCUACUUUGAUGGGGACCAGGAGGCGUGGCGCCUGACGGUCAAAGGUCGCAAUGCGCUCAAGGUCGAUGGCAUCCCUUGGAGGAAUGGGCAAUCUGGCGUUUUGAAGAGCGGUGAGGUUAUCGAGAUUGGCGGGGUCGAGAUGAUGUUUGUCCUCCCUGUUGAGCUUAGCCCGCUCGCCAUACACAAACAGUACCUGGAGCGCGCGGGAAUCGGGAAGCCGGAACCAGCUGCCGCUCCCGUCCGGUCGGUCCGCCAUCCGCUUCCCUCGGGUGAUGGCCUUCACUCGAGCUCCCCCAACAAGUCAUCUCGAGGUCAUGGUGCCCAAAAAACGCUGGCGCCUGCGCCUCCCGACUACAAGCGACCGGGUACGCCCCCCUCGAUUCGUCGUGUAGGGUUGGGCGUCAAGGGGCCGAAUGUUGAUUCCACUCCCGGGCCUAUCUUGAUGACCAACUCGGAUGUCGAUCUGAGCCUCGAUGAAAAUGCGCACAUCAAGCCCCAAUACAGCUACGCUCAGCUAAUCACACAGGCCAUCAUUUCCACGCCCGAUCACAAAUGCACACUGGCGGGAAUUUACCACUUUAUCACUACCAAGUAUGCCUACUACCGCCAUCAACCAGCUGGUGGCUGGCAGAACUCCAUCCGUCACAAUCUUUCCCUACACAAAGCGUUUGAAAAGGUGGCAAGGCACUCUGAUGAGCCGGGCAAGGGCAUGAAGUGGCAGCUGGUGGCCGAGAACCGCGAAGAAAUGAUCAAGCAAACCUGGCGUGUCGGUCGAGGCGGCCACCGCGGGGCGUCUAGUAAUCCGUCCUCACCAUCGUCGGCCCAGCUGAACUACAUCACCUCGGGACCGCGCGACAUGGCCGCAGCCAGGGACCCCGUCUCUUCUGCCCGAAAGAGAAAGGUUUCCCCUUCUGGUUCCCCGCAACCCCGGACGGUUCUCCGCACCACCGAAGCAGCGGCUCACUCCACACCCGUCCGAGCGACCAGGAAACCCCUCCCUGACGAGCCGGGAAAAGAUCUUGACGGCAGCCCGUUGCCCCGGGCGGCGAGGAAGCCGGCGGCUUCGAGCGCUCUGGGCAAGGUGGAGAAUGCUCCCGGUUCGCCGACGCUGACGUCGAGCUACGACGCGAACGAGGAUCACUUGUCGCAGUUCGUCACGCCUGCCCCGCCGAGGGUGCACCCGAGGCUGGCGCCGCCGAGCACGGCGCAGAGGCCGAGUCAGCACAUGCCUACUAGUUCGCCGGCAGCCGUUCGGGAACGUGUGCCGUCUGUCGUGAUCAAAAGGCAC
This is a messenger RNA of Podospora anserina S mat+, 1929 nucleotides long. RefSeq lists its product as uncharacterized. Gene Ontology annotation, biological process: regulation of transcription by RNA polymerase II. NCBI's taxonomy places the organism in Eukaryota, Fungi, Ascomycota, Sordariomycetes, Sordariales, Podosporaceae. The transcript is spliced from 2 exons. Gene Ontology annotation, molecular function: RNA polymerase II cis-regulatory region sequence-specific DNA binding; protein binding; DNA-binding transcription factor activity, RNA polymerase II-specific. The annotation marks the transcript as partial. The record is from RefSeq and is a predicted model, not a curated record.